Messenger RNA from Syngnathus typhle (broad-nosed pipefish), 2684 nucleotides. Its product is annotated as kelch-like protein 6. The transcript has 8 exons. NCBI's taxonomy places the organism in Eukaryota, Metazoa, Chordata, Actinopteri, Syngnathiformes, Syngnathidae. Gene Ontology annotation, molecular function: protein binding. Bases 1 to 1818 code for a protein of 605 amino acids. The record is from RefSeq and is a predicted model, not a curated record.
AUGAGCGACUCACUAGAGAGGAUGACAGAGUGUCCCUUGUCUCUCGCCGAGGAGGCCGCGGGCCCAGAUAAGGAGUGCGGCACAGAGUACCGCUGGGAAGAUGGAGGUCUGCCCGCGGCACUGCAGAGAGGCAUGGAGGACUUGCGAGUGAACCUCGAGCUGACUGAUGUGGUCGUGUGUGUACAAGGACGUGACUUCCCUUGCCACAGAGCCAUCCUUGCUGCGGCCAGUCAGUACUUCAGGGCCAUGUUCUGCAGUGGUUUGAGAGAGAGUCAAGAGGAAAGGGUGGAGAUGAAAGGACUGGACAGCGAGACAAUGCGGACUCUUCUGCAAUAUACUUACACCAGUCGGGCCGUCCUCACUCACUCAAAUGUGCAGAGUGUACUGGAAGCAGCCAGUCAGUUUCAGUUUUUGCGUGUGGUGGAUGCAUGUGUUGGCUACCUGAGCAGAUCCCUGCAAGCGGAUACUUGCAUUGGCAUCCUCAACCUGGCGGAUCGCUACGACCUUCGCACUCUGAAGACCAAGGCUCAGGACUACGUCGCCUCUCAGUUCUCCCAGGUGGUCGAGCAGCAGGAAUUUGUGGAAGUGGCGGCCGAGUCACUUGGGAACAUCCUGCAGAGGGACGAUCUGGACGUGAAGUACGAGGAGUGUGUUUUCGAGGGCCUCAUGCGCUGGGUGAGAGCCGAGCGGGACGAGCGACGCCACUUACUAGUCGGGUUGCUUUCGUUUGUGCGGCUGCCCUUGUUGGAGCCGGCGUACUUUGUGGACAAAGUGGAGGGUGAUGAACUCAUCCGCAGCUGCAGCGAAAGCUUUCCUCUUCUGCAGGAGGCCCGCAUGUUUCACCUCUCCGGAAGGGAGGUGGUUUCUGAACGAACCAAACCGCGCAUGCGCCACUUCCUGUCAGAGGUGUUCCUCAUCAUUGGAGGCUGCACCAAAGAUGACCGCUUCAUUUCUACCGUCACAUGUUUGGACCCACUCAGACGCAGCAGGCUCGAGGUUGCUAGGCUACCGGGAACAGGCAUGGAGGAGGAGGCUCAGAACAGGAAAUGGGUGGAGUUUGCUUACACCACCUUUCGCAAUGAACUCUAUAUAUCUGGAGGUAAAGAGACCCAGACGGAUGUUUGGAAAUACAACGGCGCUCUGGACAAGUGGAUUCCAAUCGAGCCUCUGACGACAGGCCGAUGGCGGCACAAAAUGGCCGUCCAAGGCGGGAGGGUGUACGCACUAGGCGGGUUCGAUGGCGUGCGUAGGCUCGAUUCCGUGGAGGCCUACGACCCUUUCCACAACCGUUGGACGCAGGUGGCGCCACUCGCAGAGGGUGUGAGCUCCUUUGCUGCUGCGAGCUUCGACAGGUGGAUCUACGUGAUCGGUGGCGGGCCCAACGGAAAGCUGGCGACAGAUUUGGUUCAACGUUGGGAACCCGGAACGGACAUUUGGGAGCGGCGGGCGCCCAUUCCCAUCGAAACCAAGUGCACCAAUGCUGUCAGCUUCAAGAAUUGCAUCUAUGUAGUUGGUGGCGCCAUGCACAGCAUAUAUUGCUACACCCCUCAGUCAGACUCUUGGUCUGUUGUGACAGGUCUAGGCGAUAGGGCUAGCUGCGCCAUCGCUGCCUGCAACAACAAACUUUUCAUCACAGGAGGCCGCGAUAACAAGAACCAUGUCAUCUCCACAGUCAUGUGCUGGAAUGUGGAUGAAGGAGUCUUGACAGAAGAAUGUGCUUUGCCCGUGGGCGUGUCGCACCACGGCAGUGUCACACUGCUGAAGUCCUACACACACGUGCACAGAGUGGCACCUGUGUCUGAGCACCAAAUAAUUUGAAACGAAUGACAUUGGGUGCCCCUUUAGCCCAGCGAGAGACAAAAUCUUGGAGCUCCUGAACUCCUCUGAUUCAGCUAUUGUUGGACGGACAUCAUCAUCUCGAUACCUGUGCUAUGGACUUCAAUUGAAGUCAAAACGUUUCUUUUCACUGACAUGUUUUGGUCGAAACACGGUUGUCUUCUGAUUAAUAUUCAUUUGUGGAUUAUGAAUUAUGAAGCCGAAAAGAAACCUUUGCAAAUUUUACCCAAACAAGUACUUAUAUUGUUGUCCGUGAACAUGCUCUGUGGAAAAUGGUGAACUGAAUCUGACUGUGGUUUCUGGACAAUUUGUUUGCUCUGGUCCCAGUAACCUGUUGCAAUAAGUAUACCCAAGAUGCAGAUGUGUUUUUGCGUGUCUGUCUGAAAAAAACAAAACAAAGAAGAAACCAGGAAAUGUUCUAUAAUUGCAACUGGUCCAACCAGUCUGCGAAAACAAGUGUUACAUUUAAAUUCUAGGUGCCUCAACCAUUCAGCGCCACUCCACAAGGAGCAGGUUGAAAGGUUCACCAAAAUUUGCUAGCAAAGAAGGAUAAAACUUGAUCUGGAUGUCAACUCGAAAGCUCAAAAUCUUUACCCACCAUGGUUAACCUAUAUAGUUUGGUUAGUCUUCUUUCCCUUGUCCUCGCUUUGGGGAAUCACAAUGUUCCUUCAGUGGUGAGCUAUUUUUUAGAUUAUGCCCACGGGCUACUCAUGAGGUACUUGGGGACUGAUGUCCUGCUGCCCACGAGCAGCAUCAUGUUGGUGACCUAUGCGGUGAGGAGUAAAUAAUUUACAAAACGUUUUAAAAAAAAUGUGCAUUAAAACAUUUCUCAAAAGGCAAUCUGAAAA